Molecule: messenger RNA, 6721 nt
Organism: Mustela erminea (ermine)
Lineage: Eukaryota; Metazoa; Chordata; Mammalia; Carnivora; Mustelidae
Gene: LINGO2
Product: leucine rich repeat and Ig domain containing 2
Exons: 7
Coding region: 2055-3875 (606 amino acids)
Cellular component (GO): plasma membrane
Molecular function (GO): protein binding
Source: RefSeq, a predicted model, not a curated record
UGCCCGUGGGGUGGCGGAGCGGGCGCGGCAGGGGGAGGCGAGCCCGGCUUGGGCGGGGGAUGUGAGCCGGAGUCCCGGUGCGCCUCCUGGCUGAGCGCAGAGCUGCGGGGGACGCGGGUCCGAAUCUAGGCUGAGCUCGGUAAAGCUGUGCCCGAGUCGGAGCCACUUCGGGAAUGAGAUCCUGGCCCGCACCCUGAGGGCAGUCCCGGGAGGUAAUGUCCUCUUUCUCCACUCUCGGCCUGCCGUUCUCCGUCCCUCCCCAGCCAAACACCCAAGGUGGGAGGGAGUGGAAGGUGCGGGUUUGUAGGGUCCAUAUCUAAAGGUGCCUUUCAGUCUUGCUCCGUGGAGCUCCGUGGAAUGUGUCUUCGAACUAACCUGUAAUUUCAUCCUCCUCCCCUGAAUAUUUGCCUGCUUUAAGGGAAGUUUUCUGCCGAGAGUGUCGGGUGACUGGUUUUGGGGGCCGGGCUGCUCCGAGGUGAGCGAGGGGACCCGCUGUGCUCCCCUGAGCCGCAGUGGACUAGAGUGCGCGACUCCAGGAUUGGGGUGUGGUGAAGAAAAGAGUACCACACCCUCUUCUUUUCCUCCCCUGUCCUUUUCACCUGGUGAUGAGGUCUCACCAUCUAGCUUUUACUGAUUUCUUUCGCCAAGGGAUUGGCUCUGAACUCAAGAGCAAAGCGGCUGAAAGACUUGGAGGGAGAGAGAUAAGAAUGAGAGGGAAGUCAUGGCCAGAACAUCAGGGGAGGAGGGAGGGUGAAGUUAAGCUUGUGUGUGGGGUUGGGGGUGACGGGAGCUAGGAAAUAGCCUUGGAGUUCAAGAUUUUUUGAUGAAGUCUGAUUCAUUUCAUAUUCCACACUCUCUUUGAUAGAAUCCUUGCUCAAGCCACCAACAAAAAUCAUUUCUGCUAGAUAUUGCUGUGGGCACGGUGGGCACAGAAUAUGUUUGAUGAUUGUGUCUAGGCCACAAAAAAAAAAGAGUGGGUAUUGUGUGUACUUGGCGUGAUGACACCGUGUCUGUCAGGCAGUAGGAAAUGUAUGUCAUUUUCAUUGUGCUGUGUUGUGUUUGUGCAUACCAUAUGUGGUUAUUUCACACUCAGUAAUGCAAUUUCAGCCUUCUGAAGGUGGCUCUUAACAAACAUGACUUGUGAUAUUAAACCUCCUGCAGAAUAAUAGUGAAGGAAGCCAGAAAAUAUGAUGGGGCAUGGAGUAUCCCAGGAAUAUUGGAUAAAAGCUGAGAUCCGGCAUUUGUGAAAUAUUGGGCCACAUACUGAAAGUGCAAAAUAUGUUUUUCAGAGAGGAAGCAGUGGUUAGCAUUUUGAAAGAAGGCGAUGUGCUUUAGUUACUACCAUCAUCAUCCUGUACCUUGCAUUACUUCCAAUACGGUGAGAGUGUGAGGCAGAAAAAAAAAAAAUGAAGCACUUCCUGCUGAAAACUAAAAUGUUUUGUGAGAUACUGUCAGGUAUUUCACCCUAAAAAUUUAAAUAGAAUGGGCUGCCUAUUGACGACGACUGAAGUGGUUUGGCUAUCAUGUAUGUGUGGGACCUCUAUUUUUGAUCAAGGGAAUCUGUUGGAGAUGGUUUCAAGAUGUAGAAGUCUCAUAUGUGAAGUAUCCCAAAUGAAGUUGGAAAAUCCAUGCUGAAAUCGCUUCACGUCCUGAAAUUGAAGAGUACCACAGGAAAGCUGUGUCCCUGUAUCAUGUGCUGUUUGGGCUUCUGAAGUGUCCGGCAGAUUUUUAAUCAUAUGAGCCUCAAAACGGAGUCAUGUAAAGAGGCUCAGAGACGAACACGAAAAGUGGCCACCAUCAGCAUGAGGAGCCCAGCAAGUCAGCCUGGUGAGAUGAGAAAAACAAAAUGCAGCUUUCAAGGUUCACUUCAAGCAGUUGGCGUGUGGGACUCUGAGAGAUGCUGCUGCCCGUGACAUGUUGGGAUUACCAUGAUCAACGACCCAGUUUGGAUUUCACCCAGUGGCCAGGAGCUUUGCAUGGUGGACAGCAAGGGUUGGAUUUUUAAAAAGAGUAAACCAGGCCCGUGACCAAGGUGUAGACUAAGAGGUGGAGUCAUGCUUCACACGGCCAUAUCAUGUUGGCAGCCAUUCCUGGGUCUGGCUGUGGUGUUACUCUUCAUGGGAUCCACCAUUGGCUGCCCUGCUCGCUGUGAGUGCUCUGCCCAGAACAAAUCCGUAAGCUGCCACAGAAGGCGGCUGAUCGCCAUCCCCGAGGGCAUUCCCAUUGAGACCAAAAUCUUGGACCUCAGCAAGAACAGGCUGAAGAGUGUCAACCCUGAAGAGUUCAUAUCCUAUCCUCUGCUGGAGGAGAUAGAUUUGAGUGACAACAUCAUCGCCAAUGUGGAGCCCGGAGCUUUUAACAAUCUCUUUAACCUUCGUUCUCUCCGCCUCAAAGGCAACCGCCUGAAACUGGUCCCUUUAGGGGUCUUCACGGGGCUAUCCAACCUCACCAAGCUGGACAUUAGUGAGAAUAAGAUUGUCAUUUUACUGGACUACAUGUUCCAGGACCUGCACAACCUGAAGUCUCUAGAGGUGGGGGACAACGAUUUGGUUUAUAUAUCACACAGGGCUUUCAGCGGACUGCUUAGCUUGGAGCAGCUCACCCUGGAGAAAUGCAACCUCACGGCAGUACCCACAGAAGCCCUUUCCCACCUCCGCAGCCUCAUUAGCCUGCAUCUGAAGCAUCUCAAUAUCAACACUAUGCCCGUGUAUGCCUUUAAACGACUGUUCCACCUGAAACAUCUAGAGAUCGACUAUUGGCCAUUACUGGAUAUGAUGCCUGCCAAUAGCCUCUACGGUCUCAACCUCACGUCCCUCUCCAUCACCAACACCAACCUGUCCACAGUCCCCUUCCUCGCCUUUAAACACCUGGUGUAUCUGACCCACCUCAACCUCUCCUACAAUCCCAUCAGCGCCAUCGAAGCCGGCAUGUUCUCGGACCUGAUCCGCCUUCAGGAGCUUCACAUAGUGGGCGCGCAGCUCCGCACCAUUGAGCCUCACUCCUUCCAAGGGCUCCGCUUCCUCCGUGUGCUCAAUGUGUCUCAGAAUCUACUGGAGACUUUGGAAGAGAACGUCUUCUCCUCCCCUAGGGCUUUGGAGGUCCUGAGCAUCAACAACAACCCCCUGGCCUGCGACUGCCGUCUCCUGUGGAUCCUGCAGCGGCACCCCACACUGCAGUUCGGGGGCCAGCAGCCCAUGUGCGCCGGCCCCGACACCAUCCGCGAGAGAUCGUUCAAGGAUUUCCACAGCACUGCCCUUUCUUUUUACUUUACCUGCAAAAAACCCAAAAUCCGUGAAAAGAAGCUGCAGCAUCUGCUCGUGGACGAAGGGCAGACGGUCCAGCUCGAAUGCAGCGCGGACGGAGACCCUCAGCCUGUCAUAUCCUGGGUGACGCCGCGGAGGCGUUUUAUCACUGCCAAGUCCAACGGAAGAGCCACGGUGUUGGGCGACGGCACCUUGGAAAUCCGCUUUGCCCAGGAUCAAGACAGCGGGAUGUACGUUUGCAUCGCCAGCAACGCGGCGGGGAAUGACACCUACACGGCCUCUUUAACGGUGAAAGGCUUCACCUCAGACCGCUUCCUUUAUGCCAACAGGACCCCUAUGUACAUGACAGACUCCAACGACACCAUGUCCAACGGCACCAAUGCCAACACUUUCUCCCUGGACCUCAAAACAAUACUGGUGUCUACGGCCAUGGGCUGUUUCACAUUCCUGGGAGUGGUUUUAUUUUGUUUUCUCCUCCUUUUUGUGUGGAGCCGAGGGAAAGGCAAGCAUAAAAACAGCAUUGACCUCGAGUAUGUGCCCCGAAAAAACAAUGGUGCUGUUGUGGAAGGGGAGGUGGCUGGACCCAGAAGGUUCAACAUGAAAAUGAUCUGAGGGUCUAGCACUCACUCUGUUGUUUCUGGGCUGGUGUUGGUCACCAGUGAGACAGCUGGCACAAUCAAUGACUAGGUUAGAAGGUGGCCUCGUGCAGCUGCCCUGUGUCAAAGCAGGGUCCAUGGGAGCAGGAGGACUUCUCAUGGAGACUCUCCACCUAGAGGGAGGCAGGCAGACACGUGUCGGAGCCCUUCACAGUGGGAUACUAAUUGUUUGCAUUGCAAAUAUCGGCAUUCUGGGGAUCUCAGUAAUGAACCUGAACCUUUGGCUCAUGCUCAUGGACAGUUACUCAACAUUUUCUACCACGGCAAAAACAAAAGAAAAAAACAAGGAACAACCUACAAUGUAGGAUUUACAUAUUAAAAAGACACACUUGUCAAAAACAUACUCUACGGAAAAAUUUGUAUCUAUGAUUCUCAUUUGUUAAAGCCUUGCAUCAUACCAUAUUGUUGGUUGAACACCACAAUGAAAUCAAUAUAUUCUUUACUCUUUUUUUUUUUGAAACAUAUGCUGUAUAUGUUUUAAAGCAAUAUGAAUGAGAGGUUGUGCUUUUAGUUACUCACCACUAUAGAUCCAAGUGUGAUUUCACCUUCCUUUCCAUAGAGAUGACCCCGAGACUAGAUCCCUGGAGUUAUGGGCGGAGAGAUGUGGGACCAUGCAUUUGUCUGAUAUAGGAUGCCAAGAAAUAGGGCCCAAGGCAAAACUGCUCAACUCUGUUAACUUCUGUUACUAUAAAUAAAGGCAUGUGCCUAGUUUUGAUACAGAAUGGAAUAUUUUUUAUACUUGUGAUAUCACCCUGGACCAGUUUACUGUAACAAAGCCCUCGGGUUCUCCAGAAGGUUGUGUGCCACUUAGUUGUACCUGUAAAAUGCAAAGUAGGUGUUUGUGAGGAAGAUCAUCCGUUUAAACACAACUUGGUUUUCCUUUCAUCAGUUGCUGCUAAUGGGUUAAUAGGAAGAGCACAUAGUUGUUAUCUAUACUCAUAGGGUAAUACUGACCUUGUAGCAGAGAUCAAGGAUUCGGAUGUGCAAAAGCUAUGUGGAUAAGGAGUUCUCCUCCGAUGCCAGCACAAACCAGGGUGACCCAGACAAGCAGCUGAGGAUCUGCUACAGUGAUAGCUGUCUGAAGCCUGGACUGCUGCCAGUCACAGGAAGUAACCAGCUACCACGCUGAUGUUUUCCAUUCAGACAUGUACUGUACAUACAGUAUUACCUUGAAUGGGUAACUUCAGGGCUUUUCCCUGCUUCCUUUUAGCUUGAGAAUUGUCUUGUGUACACAAGAGGAAUCCGUCUCAUUUUUAAAGAGGUGAGGAGAAACAAGGUUAAUUAAAAAGCACUGGUUUUUCCCUCUACUCUCAACAGAGUAGAGGGAAAAACCAGGCUCGAGAGUCCUACAAAUGGGUUAAAUUGUGCAGGUACUUUGACCCCUCUGACCCAAGGAUCUCUGUCCAGUUCAGUUUGUAUCAAUGACUGUUACUCAAAGUUAAAACAUGAUAGUGUUUGUUUGUUUGUUUGUUUUUUAAUGGCAUCCUGCCCCUACCACCAGUGAUCUGGUUCAAAUGAGACAUAAUUCUGUUUGACUAAAUGUUCAGUGAAUAGCUUUCAACACAUAUAUUCAUAUCUGAGAAAGCACUGAAUGCAGAGUGGAUUCCUGAAAUGUGAUCUAUUUAAUCAGCAAAGGACAGAUAGGAAAUGUCCAUUCUUUGUUCAUUUGAGAGGGACCUGAAGUGAGCCCCCUUUUGGACAGUGAGUGGGAAGUUUCUGAGGUUUGUUUCUUGACAUACCGCCUGGGGGUCUGACUUUCAAAAAGCUGGCUUUUUUUUUUUCUUUUUUAUCAUUUGAAAUUUUGAGGAGCUUCGAGAAAAUUAAAUUGACCCCAAUAAAAAAGUGACAGGUCCAGAAAUCGUUUUGCCGAUUGGAUAGGAGCACAGUUAAACCCCUUUCUCCCUUAAUAAAGGGUGGAAAUGAGACAGAAAGAUUGAAGCAUUGCCUCUUUAAGUCAUUUUUCAUUUGACUUUCCUAAUGACUAUCAUAGAUCUUUUAGAAAUUCAUUUUCCACUUUUGGAAAUUCCUUCAUAUUACAUAUCCAAUAUUACAAAUCAAGACUUUUCUGUAACUCCUAUUUCCCAUGUGCAGGUGGGAUGGGGUCUUUCAAACUGAAAAGAAAAAGUGGUGGGCUAGUCUUCCACGACGUAAUAGAAAAUACUUCAUCUUCAUUUUGCACUGUUGUAUUUGCAACUCAUUGUCCAACAACAAGAGAAAACAUUGAGCAAUUAAUAAAAGGGCUUUGUGACUGUAGCUGUUCUUUUCUGUUAAAUUAAAAGUUGACCAAAAGCAGCUUAGUAAAUGAAACGAAGUUCAAAUGAACCCAUCCACAAAAAGAUUAAGUGAAAAGAUUUUGUGAUUAUUCCAUUAGAAGAAGUGAGACUUCACUCUUUUAGGGACUUCCAUGCUCUGAUCUGUGGAACAACAGGUAUUUGAGAUAUCAGCAAGCACUCUUCCAAAAGAGAGAUUGGAUAGACUACUAAAUUGGAAAAAUGCUGUGUUCUUUAACCGCCUCUUGAUGUUUAAAUAUACAUGAGCCUAAUGAAUUCUCUGCAAGUCCUAUAAAAAAGAAUUCUGUUUAAUAUUGCUCACCUUAGGGUUUCUCUAUAAUUUAUUUAAGCGCAAAGCUUUUCCUUUUCUGAUGUAACUAUUAGCAUUUUGAAAAACUGGAGUUCCGACAAACCCAGUUUGGUUGACAAUGAACUAAAGCUGUGCUUUUCCAAAGUAUUCCUAAACCAGUGUUACCACUAAGAGCAAAACUACUAUUUGAAUUGGGCUCCAACAGAUAAUAAAAAAAAAAAA